AUGGAGGUCGAAUUUGAAGGAGGUUAUGCAGUCGGGAAUCGCACAAGAGGGCGCAUGAAAAGUGAGCGUAUCCAUAACAAAUACUCACUAAUGAAAUACAAGAAUGAUCCCUCAAACCCAAUAAUAAUAGAUAUCGAUGUAGAUGCAUCUGAUUCGAUCAGGAUUACCCCCAUACCAACCAUUGCUAAAGCUGGAGUUCUGACUCAAAGGUCAAAAUCUAAACCUGUUUCAACUGUCAAACCAAUUCAGAAAGAAGUAUCAAAACAAGGUCAGCAUUCCGGACAUAGUGUUUCUGUUGAAGUGCUUCAUAAAAAUCGUUCAAAGCAGAAAUUUGAUCUACAUUCCAAUUCCCAUUCACCUGUGCAUGGUUAUACAAAAUCAGAUAUUAGAAAAAUGUUGUUUACGUGUAAAGAGAAACAGCAGCCAUCACAUGAUGAAUCAGAUUUUAAAGACCCAAACCCAGUUAUCAGCCAAAAUAAAAGGAAAUCACCUCCACUUGUAACAGCCAAAGUUGUGCAACAUCAGGAAAAGAUAAAGCUAGAGCAGAUGUGGCCAGCCCUCAAGCAAUUAAGACAAAAGUUAAAGUCAAGAAACUGGAGAACAGAAAAUCAAAGAAGGGAGUUCAUGUGGAAGGAGUAUUUAUCAUCCAUUGGAUUUGGUCCCCUUUUAAAUAUAAAAGUAGAUGGGUCGGCAUCACGAAUUGGGUACUAUGCGGUCAACAACUUUGACCCUGAACGCAUGGUAUUGAAUGUCGAGCGGGUUACGAUCGAUCGUGGAAGACCUGCUAUAUGUUUCUGGGAUGUGGAAACCAUGCGGUUACGUGAGGAGUAUGAAAUCAGAAAUGGUGGAAUUGGUUCUGGUGAACUUCAGGAUCCUUACAUACCACAGGAUGACAAUGCCGAAAAUGUCAACUCGACGAAUGGAUUAGUUGAGGAAUACCUUUCCACCAUUGAAAGUAUGUUCAACAAGCUAGUUGAGGAUAAUCAUUUGUUGGACUCAAAACUUGUAGAAGCAAUCGAAAGGCAUCCUCUUGUUUGUGAUUUCUACGAAUGGAAAGCCAAGAUCAGAAUCUUCCUUAAUGAAGCAUCCACAAAAUAUGGAGGUGGCAGUUCUACUGAUGCAGGCAACAUUGGACCUUUAUCCCAAUGGUGGUCAGACAACGCAGAACAGAUUAACAGGUCAUGUCAAAUGGCUGAACAUUCUGUUAAAUCGUUCCACAAUUCACCCUUUCCAAACUGGAGCAUCGGGAUGACACAAGAGUUUGUUGAUAUCAUUAGCAAUUCACCACUGAAAGAUAUCAUGAAAACUCCAAAAGACCAUUGUCCAAGUCCUCUUCCAUUAUCAAUUGUUCCUAUUCAUAGUGAUGAUGUUGCUGUCCGCGCAAGAGAGUUAAGGCCAAGAAAUAAUCCCCCUGUUCUACGUUCUCCGUUCAUUGAAAGGGCAGUUGAUAUAACCAAAUGUAUAUCACGUUCUCAGAAGGACCUAUCUGAAUGGGUUUUCUCAACACAAGGUCAUCCAAGUGACAAACUUUUCCGGACUUGUGCUGGUGUAGCUGCUGAACGCUUUCACAUGGAAAGCUUUUUCCCCAAAUGUGAACUUUUUGGACAUGUACUAGAUUGUUGGAGUCAUCUGUUAAAUUUCGAUGAAGAUUUGCGUUCCAAUUUAUCUCCUCGCAGACUAUUUGCCACUACCACGUUGACGAGUUUGUAUCUCGAAAAUACUGUGUUGACAGAGGAAGAUCGUCUGAAAAUUUUUUAUGAAAAUUUGAGCCUAUCCAUUGACGAUUUUGAUGCAACACUGCACGAUGUGCAAUUACUAUUCCUGCCAGUCGUCCGUGAAUUUCAUAUUUUCCUUGUCGUACUCGACUUUCAACAACCAGCCUUUUGGAUCAUUGACAACAUCAAAAGAGAUGAAGACACCCAACACACAUAUGGUUUACUACCAGAUAUCAUUCAUUCAUACAUGAUUCAAUAUUUGCGGUCUGUUCACCAUCCAAACGCUGAAGCCUUUUCACAUGUCCCAAGACAAAUCCCCAACUAUCUUGGUCAACAGUAA
Messenger RNA from Lactuca virosa, 2055 nucleotides. The record is from the annotation of a GenBank genome assembly. NCBI's taxonomy places the organism in Eukaryota, Viridiplantae, Streptophyta, Magnoliopsida, Asterales, Asteraceae.